Messenger RNA from Nomia melanderi (Alkali bee), 3919 nucleotides. Its product is annotated as endochitinase. The record is from RefSeq and is a predicted model, not a curated record. Gene Ontology annotation, molecular function: chitin binding; chitinase activity. Lineage: Eukaryota; Metazoa; Arthropoda; Insecta; Hymenoptera; Halictidae. Gene Ontology annotation, cellular component: extracellular region. Gene Ontology annotation, biological process: chitin catabolic process; carbohydrate metabolic process.
UCGAGUCAUCAUCGGUGACGGAUAGUGACCGUCGCGCGGGAUCGUCCUCCUCGUCGUUGACGGGAGGCAGAGGGUCGACGAACCAACCAAUCGUGCGGGAUCCUCUGCACCUGAAUUCUAAUGAGGUCCACCUGGGUAUAUAUGAGAGCUUAACCUCGGCCGAAGCCACGAUUUUUCUGUGGUACACCCGGUUGUCGCAGAGCUCCAGAAAUGGCAUCGGGAAGGUCUCUCUUCUCAUUCGCGCUGGUGUUCGCGGUGCUAGCUGGAGCGAUAGGGAAAGAAUCGGCCAGAAUAACGUGUUACUUCAGCAACUGGGCGAUCUAUCGGCCGGAUGUCGGCAGCUAUGAUGUCAACGACAUCCCCGGUGACCUCUGCACGCACAUCAUCUAUUCCUUCAUCGGCGUGAGCAACGUCACCUGGGAGGUGCUGAUCCUCGACCCGGAACUGGACGUCGACAAGGAGAAUUUCGUGGAGUUCAACAACCUGAGGAACAAGUAUCCUCAUCUGAAGACCUCUGUGGCUGUCGGGGGCUGGGGCGAGGGUGGCAGGAAGUAUAGCGGCCUGGUCGGGGUGAAACAGAGACGCGACACUUUCAUCAGGAGCGUAGUUGAGUUCAUGCACAAGUACAAUUUCGACGGUUUCGACCUCGACUGGGAGUAUCCCGGCGCAGCGGACAGAGGCGGCAGCUUCUCCGACAAGAACAACUUCUUCUACUUCGUCGAGGAGCUGAGACGCGCGUUCGACAAAGAGGGGAAGGGAUGGGAGCUCACGAUCGCCGUACCAAUGGCGAAGUUCCGUCUCGACGAAGGGUACCACGUGCCGGAAAUAUGCCGAAACAUGGACGCCAUCCACGUGAUGUCCUACGACCUCCGCGGCAACUGGGGCGGUUUCGCGGACGUCCACAGCCCUCUUUACCGCAGGCCGCACGACCAAUGGGCGUACGAGAAGCUGAAUGUCCACGAUGGCCUUCGGUUGUGGGAAGAGAAGGGCUGCCCCGCGAAGAAGCUGAUCGUCGGAAUACCAUUGUACGGACGCACUUUCACGCUGAGCCAGAGCAACACUAAUUACGAGCCUGGCACGUACAUAAACAAAGAGGCUGGUGGAGGUGCACCCGGUGAAUACACACAAGCCAAAGGGUUCCUCUCUUACUACGAGAUCUGCACCAGACUGCAAGCUCCAGGCAGCAACUGGACCCAGAAGUUCGACGACAUCGGCAAAGUGCCGUACACGUAUCAAGGAACACAGUGGGUCGGUUAUGAGAAUGUGGAGAGCGUGAAGUACAAGAUCGAUUUCAUCAAGAAGGAACAGUACAGAGGCGCGAUGGUUUGGGCCGUCGACAUGGACGACUUCCAAGGACUUUGCGGCGAACGCAACCCUCUGAUGAACACUAUUCACGAAGGGCUGAAGGGAUACGUUGUGACGGACAAAGAUUUUCAAACUACGCCCACGCCUGAAUGGGCCAGGCCACCGAGCACAACCCCAUCGGACGUGCGAACCACUCAGCCAUCUUCGACGAAGCCUGCUGAGAGACCAACCCAGAAACCUACACCGGAACCUACUCAAAAACCGGAAACACCCUCGCCGUCGACAACGCCGAGCACCACCACCGAUGACUCGAAUAAAUGGCAACCCACCGACGCACCGAACGGAGGCAACGACGAAAACGAGAAGAUCAACUGCAAGAUUGACGACAAAUUCAUCCCGUCCAAGAAGGACUGCAGCGUAUACUACGAAUGCGUUCACGGAUCGCCGGUGCAAUUCAAAUGCCCGAAGAAUCUAAUUUGGAACACGGUCAUCAGCAUCUGCGACUGGCCGGAAAACGCGGAUCGACAGGAAUGCAGGCCAGCAUAAGUUUCCAAGGAUUUCUGUCGUUCGAAAAACUGUGCACUGAGAAAAUGCUUGAUGAUUUAAUGUGGAGCAAGUUAGAGACGAUAUUAGGAUAUUAAUUGGAGACUAUAUCCCAGUGAAUGAAUGUUCGAAACGCUAUUGCAAUUGUUAAACGCUGUGUACACAAUAUUUGUUUUCUAUUGUAAUCGUACGGUACGUCUGUAACGCAUCGAUACUGACGACUUCGUUACAUAAAUCAUUAAGUGACUGACGUAUAUUCUAUUCUUCGCUAGGCUUUCAACAAUAAACAUAUAUUUAACGAGUAACUUAACGGAACCGUACGAAUCAUCGAGCCCAAGUGAAACUUGCAGUUUGUAUUUUAUUUUCAGGUGAUCAUCGAAAAUAUAACACCCAUUGAACACUUGUAAUUUACAAUAUUGAACGUGACAAGCUAAUUACAGAUCUUACUCGAUUGUUUCCUAAUGCACGCAAACACGCACGCAUACACACGCAACACACGCGUACACACACGUUAAACCGGUAUCGAAUGUAGUUUCUCUUUUGUUUUUAAAACGCUACUCUCGGUAUUUAAAUUAUACGAAGAUAAAAAAGGAAAACGAAAUAUUACAAUCACCGUGAGAUAUCCAAUUGGCAUUUUAAACGAUAUUAAUACUGUCUUCAAUUACAUAUUACAUAUAGAUGUGUAUGUACAGAUAUACACACACACGCGCGCACACACACGGUCCCCGUCUCUCAUACGACGAAUCAAUUUCAGCAUUUUCAAAUUGCACCUCGCGGUUUUUUGAUUAGUCGCGCGUUCGUUUCGCUCGUUGCCGACGAAACUCGAGGAGUAUAAAAUUUACAAAGAUACAAAGCUUUCAGCACUUUUGUGAUCUCGUGUAAUCCUACGUGUCGUUCGGCUCUCCCGUCGGUCUUACGUGUAACCGUUAUCGUUGAGAGUCCGGCGUUCUAACUACGUAAACGCAAGAUGACACGGAAACCAUUAAACACGCUUCAAAAGGGGAUAACGCACCCUGGCGCUUCAUAUUGCGUUCGAUCGAGAACAGUUCUGAUCGUUACACGAGCGUGAUACGAUGAACGAUCGUGUGCCGUGAGGAGUUUCAAGGAUACUUUCUUCUUUUUUUCUAUAUCAAUGAGAUGUACUGUUCAAAGAUGUUACCGCACGCGUAUGAAUAUUAUUCGACACAUUCGAUGCCAAGUCAUUUGUGUAUCCUUCAGGGCAAUGUCAUUUGUAUCUUUAUUGUUUAUAAAAAUACGUCAAAUGUCUUGAGGUCAAAGUUGGUUCACCGGGGCUCACAUGAUACCAAAAAGAUUUCUAUUUUUGUGUCAUUUUUUUUAAACGACAGCACAAAGGGUACGUGACAUUGAUAGAUGUCAGAUAAACUGCCAUCUUCGCGAAGGGGCACUCAGAGACGUUUGAAGGUCAAGUUUAGGACGUAUGAAGGUCACUCUUAUACUCAGAAUUUGGUACUCUAUUGAUCUAUGGUAAAAAAGUAGGUCAUUCCAUUUAAAAAAAUCAAGGUGACCUUGAAAACUCUAAAAAGAUGAUAUAAAAACUGAAAUUUUGUUGGUAUCAUGUGAGCCUCACUGAACCAUUCAACUUUGUCAUUAAGACAUUUGAUGUAUCUUUAAAAACAACAAAGAUGUAUACAUGAAUGCAUAAUAUAUAAUCAGCAACAAAACUAUUCGUCACACACAAUAAAUACUCCUUAACUUGUCUGCAUAUUGCUAAAUAUUUUAUUAAUUCUAUACCAUGAAUGCUUAUUUCAGUAAAUAGCAAUAUACAGUGUAAUUUCCUUUCAUUGCUAACUGUAUAUUAUAAAGAACUUGCAAAUUUUCAUUUGUAUAUUGAUACAAGUUAUUUUCAAAAGAUUCUUUAUCUCAGCCCUGAAUGGACAUUACUAUGAAGUUCUUUUGGCAUACAAUGUGUUAAAUGUCAUCUGCAAUUCCAUAUUGUUGUGUACUGAAUUUCGCACCUACAUCUCCUUAGAAGGAUCUCUGUCUAUGCAAUAAAGUAACAUUAUACGAAGGCACGACAUUCAAGUGUUUCUAUGUCCCCUUUCUUUAUUCC